AUGGGCUUUGGUCGAAGAUGGAGGGGCUGGGUGAUGGAGUGUAUUAGCACGUGCUCUAUGUCAAUGCUGAUAAAUGGCUCACCGUCCAAACUGUUCAAGAUGGAAAGGGGUUUGAGACAAAGGGAUCCUCUGUCACCAUUUCUCUUUGUACUUGUUGUUGAUAUCCUACAUAGGAUGAUUGGAGAAGCUGUGAGGAACUGGUGCAUAUCUCCGUUGAUGGUUGGGAGAGAUCAGAUUGAGUUGUCGCAUCUACAGUUCGCAGAUGAUACUGUGUUAUUCUGCCCACCAGAGGAAGACACAAUUAAGAACUACAGGAGACUGCUCAGAUGCUUUCAGUUGAUGUCAGGCUUAAGCAUUAACUUUGAUAAAUCUAGCCUGAUCCCUAUUAACUGUGAUGAGCAGUGGGUACAACGCAUGUGUGGUGUGCUGGGUUGUAAGCAAGCCAACUUGCCUGUUAAAUACCUCGGUAUCUGGCUAGGAGCAAACCCAAGGUUGGUGAAGACGUGGAAGCCAUUGAUUGACAAGGUGGAGGAGAAGCUCAGUCUCUGGAAGGCCAAAAUCCUCAAUAAGACCGGUAAGCUGGUACUUAUCAAAUCUGUAUUAAAUAGCCUACCGGUUUAUUAUAUGAGCCUCUAUAAGAUGCCAAAGGCUGUUGCAGAGAAACUGAUUUCCUUGCAGAGAAGAUUUCUAUGGAGUAAAAAGGACGAAAAGAGUGGUAUGGCGUUGAUUAAGUGGGAAGUGGUUCAGGCCCCUAAGAAGUUAGGUGGGUUGGGGGUUGGGGAUGCUAUGAUAAGGAAUUCAGCUCUUUUAUUUAAAUGGUGGUGGAGGAUCAAUGAUAGGGGACUGUGGGUUCUGGGAUGGGCUAGAUUGGAUAUGGAAUUUUCAGUGGAGGAGAGAACUGUUCCAAUAGGAAUUGGAUCUAGUAAAUCAGCUUCACCACACUAUGAGGCUGGUCAAACUUGA
Molecule: messenger RNA, 963 nt
Organism: Arachis duranensis
Lineage: Eukaryota; Viridiplantae; Streptophyta; Magnoliopsida; Fabales; Fabaceae
Exons: 2
Coding region: 1-963 (320 amino acids)
Source: RefSeq, a predicted model, not a curated record